Brassica oleracea var. oleracea is the source of this 1854-nucleotide messenger RNA. Its product is annotated as lecithin-cholesterol acyltransferase-like 4. The transcript is spliced from 11 exons. The record is from RefSeq and is a predicted model, not a curated record. NCBI's taxonomy places the organism in Eukaryota, Viridiplantae, Streptophyta, Magnoliopsida, Brassicales, Brassicaceae. Bases 113 to 1726 code for a protein of 537 amino acids. Gene Ontology annotation, molecular function: glycerophospholipase activity. Gene Ontology annotation, biological process: lipid metabolic process.
UUUCUCCCUCCUUAACUUGUACGGCUUAAAUUCCAAAGUUCCACUCUUUUGUCUUCAAAUCUCUCACAAACCCUAAUUUCCCCAAAUUCGAUUUUUUAAAUCGAUUCAACAAAUGGCUUUAUUAUUGGAAGAGAUCACUCGAUCAGUAGAGACCUUUCUAAAGCUCAAGAAUUCGACCCAGACGACACCCUAUGUUGACCCGAAUCUCGACCCGGUUCUUCUCGUCCCGGGUAUCGCCGGCUCGAUUCUCAACGCCGUUGAUCAUGACUCCGGGAAAGAAGAGCGUGUAUGGGUCAGAAUCUUCGGUGCCGACCACGAGUUUCGAACAAAGAUGUGGUCUCGCUUCGAUCCUUCAACUGGUAAAACGAUCACUCUCGACGCAAACACGAGUAUUGUGGUUCCUCAAGACAGAGCUGGUCUGCUUGCAAUCGAUGUCUUAGACCCUGAUAUGAUGGUUGGACGCGAGUCAGUGUUCUACUUCCAUGAGAUGAUUGUUGAGAUGCUUGGUUGGGGAUUCCAAGAGGGCAAAACCCUUUUUGGUUUUGGUUUUGAUUUUCGCCAAAGCAACAGGCUGCAGGAAAUUAUGGACUUAUUUGCUGAGAAGUUGGAAUCAGUUUACAAAGCUUCAGGAGAGAAGAAGAUUAAUGUUAUCAGUCAUUCUAUGGGAGGACUGUUGGUGAAAUGUUUCAUGAGUCUGCACACUGAUAUAUUCGAGAAGUAUGUACAGAAUUGGAUUGCUAUUGCUGCUCCAUUUCGAGGUGCUCCUGGAUAUAUCACAUCAACUUUACUGAAUGGAAUGUCAUUUGUGAAUGGCUGGGAACAGAACUUUUUCGUCUCAAAAUGGAGCAUGCAUCAACUGCUUAUUGAGUGUCCAUCCAUAUACGAGCUGAUGUGUUGCCCUUAUUUCAAAUGGGAACUCCCUCCCGUUUUAGAGCUGUGGCGAGAGAAAGAGAGCAAUGAUGGAGCUGGCACCUCAGGUGUUGUUCUUGAGUCUUACCGUAGUCUGGAAAGCCUUGAAGUUUUCACAAAGUCUCUUUCUGAUAAUAAAGCUGAUUAUAAUGGAGAGUCCAUCGAUCUUCCUUUUAACUGGGAGAUCAUGGAGUGGGCUAACGAAACCAAGAGAGUGCUACACUCUGCAAAGCUUCCUCCUAAAGUCAAAUUCUAUAACAUAUAUGGGACCAAUUUAGAAACUCCUCAUAGUGUUUGCUAUGGGAAUGAGAAGAUGCCUGUCAAAGAUCUAACAAACCUAAGAUACUUCCAGCCGACGUAUAUAUGUGUUGAUGGUGAUGGCACAGUCCCGGUUGAAUCUGCCAUGGCGGAUGGGCUUGAAGCAGUAGCUAGAGUUGGAGUCCCAGGUGAGCACCGUGGGAUCCUCAACGACCACCGUGUCUUCCGGAUGCUCAAACAAUGGCUAAACGUAGGAGAACCCGACCCGUUCUACAACCCGAUAAACGAUUACGUCAUCCUUCCCACCACAUUCGAAAUGGAGGAACACCACGAGAACGGUCUGGAGGUUGCUUCCGUGAAAGAAUCAUGGGACUUCACAUCAGACGACAACAACGAUAAUGGCACAGCCGCGUCAACCGUUAGCUCCAUAUCAGUGUCUCGACCCGGGGAUGAUCAAAACCCUCGAGCUGAAGCUCGUGCGACGUUAACAGUCCAUUCACAAAACGAUGGUAGACAACAUGUCGAGCUCAAUGCUGUUAGUGUCUCUGUUGAUGCGUAAAGCGCGUCUUACUCUUCUUACCUUUGUAAUGUGUUAGGUGUCUGUGUCUGUAUAUAGCAAACGAAUCACGUGCCUCGUGUACUUAAAUCAUAACAAUAAAAUUCCGUGUUCGAUUUGUUGUUUAAGCU